GAACAGGAAACGGCAAUGAUGAUAUCGUCGAAAAACGAUGUACGUACAAGAUCCGUGGCCGGUAUGGGUGCGACUAACUCCGACGCUGUCGCCCUCGCGCUUCCCACAGACGAGACCUGGGCGACAUUCCUCGAAACGGAGGAACGACAGUCCACCUCCUUCCCGAAGAAGCCUCGCCGUGAAGCCUUGAGAGGAGGAGAUGGAGCGGUCCUCCUUCCAGCUCCACGUGGCAAGCUGUCGCCCCGAGAGGAAGACAGAGAUAAGGCGGCUGAUGCGACCGACGAUGGGGUUCCUGAUGAGGAUGAGGAAGAUGGCGAUGACGUCGAGCACACCUCAGUCCUGAGCGAAAAAGCGGUCGAGGUCAGCCUCGAAGCCGACGCCGAGAAGGCGGCAGUGGAAGCCAUGGCCACGGCCGAGACCGGCACUUACAGGCAGUCCCGUUAAUAUCAGAGAAGACACAGCACGGUGAAAGAGAGAGGGAGAAGGAGGACGAGGAGGAAUGCAGAUCUGCCCCGCCAAAGCAACCGAGCGUACAACAGACAGGACACGUGCUUAGCGCCAAAUGCCCACCGUCCUUCCGCGUCUGUGUCCCCCUCACGGAUUUCGUCACCCCGCUCUUUUUGCGUGUGUCUCCCGCACAAAUUUCGGUACCCCGCUCUUCCCCCCUAUACUACUGGACUGGAUGACUCAGCAGUAGACCGGAAAAGCCGCCGUCGCGAUCCGGAUUAGCAAUGCCACGCUGCACAGGUUCCCCGCCGGCGACGAGAACCAGCAGAUGUGCGCAAGGGCGUGCUCGACGAGGCGCCGGCGGCUUUUCCCGCCUUGGUUCCCUUCCCCCCACGUAGCGCGUCGGCGGCUCUUCCCGCCUUGGUUCCCUUCCCCCCACGUAGCGCUUCGGCGGCCUUUCCCGCCUUCACUGCCUUCCUCCACGUUUCUUCUCGAGGACUGACUAAUAAUCCCCGCCGAGAGGGGGAACGGCCCAGUCACUGGGAGUGCACUCCGCGC
Molecule: messenger RNA, 1005 nt
Organism: Chara braunii
Lineage: Eukaryota; Viridiplantae; Streptophyta; Charophyceae; Charales; Characeae
Source: the annotation of a GenBank genome assembly